ACAUCCUUCUGGCAGUCCCCAAGCAAAGACUGUGUCUGUGGCCCCUCUGCUGAAGGCUGAGACCAAAUGUCAUGGAGCAAAUUCUAUCAUACUUUGUAAAUUCUUGUAUCCGCCACAACAGGGCAAUUGCACCCAAAGUGCUCUUGGGUAUGGACCUGGAGCAUCCUACCUGCCAGCCAGCCAUGCCCAGGAAUUGCCUGGGAAAGUGCUAGCUGGCACAGAUAAAAUACAUGGAAGGCACAAUGUUCUGGUCUACAGGUCUGUCAGGUUACAUCAGUGUGCCUCCUGGACCCCUCAAGAGCUUGAACUUUGCCAGUUCGACAUUAGUUCUCCAGGAAAACCACAGUCCAGCUGCAUGCCUGGUGUUGUAUGACCCUUCUGGGUUGCAUGAGGAUUAGAAAAACCAUAUAAAGGGAGAACAUCAUCUUAGUGUUACCAGUUGGCCUCACUUUGAUCAAGAUGCAGGAUCAGAGCACUCUGGCAGGAAGAGCAGACAUGAGCAGGAUGAGGGCCAGGCUAUACAGCCCUCCAGAGCACCAACAAUGCAGCAAGAUCGUGGAAGAGAAUGAAGUAAAGAAGAGCUGCCGGGAACCCCUGCCUGCACUAGUGCUGUAAAUGUUUUCCUUUUCCUGGCAAACAGGGCAGCGCUUCAUACAGAAAGUCAGGUUUGCGUAUCAAACACAACCACCCAAACCGACAGCGUGACAAGAGCCGAUCGGCAUUCGCAUACACCGCAAUUCCCCAUGGAAAUCUGUCCAACCCCGCAAGCGGCCGAUUAGCUUUACAGGAAACCCGUCACCAACAGCCUGCCCUGUUGUACCCACCACCCAGUAAGAAAACUCCAAGGAGAAGCUGAGGACAAACCACAUCUCACAGGCAGUUCAUGGGGACUGUACCAGAUCCUCUGAGAUCUGCCAAGCUUUCCCUGGUCACAGCUUCUGCAGAGGAGGACCACCUGGGAAACCUGCAGUCUGCUAAGCACCAGCCCCAACUACCCAGCGGAGGAGAGAGGGCCAGCAAUGGCUUUCCGUGCACACUGACCGGCCCUGCUGGAGCCUGCUUGUUCGACCUGAAAUGCACGGCGGCUGCCAGCACACAGAGGUGCGAGCAAUGCCACGAGGACGAUGCUAGCCAGCAGGAAACCCUUCCUUCCAGGCUCGCCAGCAAAGCUGUGGAGGGGCGUCCUGCAGCCGUAGAGCCAGCCAGUUACUCCCGGGCAGCAGGCAGCCAGGGACCAGCAGCACCAGCCCCCGCUGCGGUAGGAGCCCCCUUGGUGGGGCAGGGGCCAGAGAUGAUGCCAGCCCCCCAGAGCUCCCGGCAGUUUGUGCAAGGCAGCCAGGCAAAACCAAGCUCCCUGACACAAAUAGAUGACUCUGCCUUGAAACCUCAGGGGACUGACAAUCAGCCAGCACUUGACGUGUUAAAUUAUUCUUCCCCGGGCGACCCUGUCAGGGGUAAUGAGUCCUGUCAUACUUCUCAGGCAAACCUUCUGCAAAGAGGGGAAAAAGACAAGGGAGCAGAAAAAACUGGUUCUGCUGCAUGUCAGCCAGCCUCGCCAGCAAGGCACACUGAAGCUGACCUGGGGAGAGACCUGCAGGCUAGCUGGGAAGCAAAACGCAGGGCUGCAGGCACCACGCAGUUGCAUCCCACAGAUAAGACUGAAGUGGUGCAGAGCAGUGAGGCACCAGCCCCGUCGAGCUACCGGAGUCCGCAUCCAGUACACAACACGGACCCCGAGCCGGGGAGCCCAGGCCCCCCCCAGCUCUCCAAAUUCAGAGAAACGGGUACAAUGACAGUUCAGCCAGAGAGCAGGUCUUUAACUCAGGAAGCAGCAAGCAGGACGUGGCGAGAUGCUGAGGUUCAGGCUGUGGCUGCUGUGGAAAGCAAGUCGGCCUCCACCAGCCCCACCAUCCUUGUUGCCUUCUUAAAAGGGAAUGCUCCUCCAGAGGAGGAGGAAGAACUACACGUAAUUUACCGAGGAGGUAUGGGGCUGAGCCAGUCUGCACCUACUGACAGUUUAUCCUUACAACAGAAGUCCCUGUGUUCUCCUGGUAUCACGUCAAAAUCAACUGUUGUUACGGCUGUGACUGCUUCGGCCCAAACGCAGCCCAUCAAACUGCCUGGGCUCCAGUCUGACGUCGUGUCCCCAGUGGCAGCAGAUAAUGCAAAACCUGUUCUUCCCUCCUCCCCUUCAGCAGUUUCCUCCCAAGGGACAUCUGUGGGUAACACUACAGUGAUCGGUGCAGCCCGCGACAGCAAGGAUGCUGCUGGCCUGCCAGUGGAGGCUCAAGUCCCACCAAAGCCCAUCCCUGUGGAGCAGCUUGCAGUUGACUCCAGUAAUCAAACUCCAGCACAGUCUGGGUCUGGCGCUGGUGAACCAAGCACCACUUCUGCUGCUGCUCUCCCAGGAUCCAGGAACAAUGUGCAAGACCCUGUCCACGAUGUGGCAAGCAACCGGUUACCUUUACUCUGUAGCACAGGCAGUGAAGUCAAGCAGAAGGAGGUCCUGGGCAGCUCUGAGCAGAAGGAGGUCCUGGGCAGCUCUGAGCAAAAGCCUGUGCAGAGUAAGGGUGCGAGUCAAGAGGAGGCCAUUGCUAAUCAAUCUGUGGUAAAACCAAAGGAAGAAAGCUCGGUGGUGCUUGAUCCUAAAGGAGGGAUGGAUGUCAGCAGCCAACCUGCUGCUGUCCGCGUAAAGGCGUGCUCAGAGGAUGCAGGUGGAAAGGAGGAGAGCAGAGGCCAGGGGGACACUGGCCAGGCUCAGAUGGCUGGCAGCCGGAGCCUGCAGGCAGGGCUGGUGCCCGAGCUGAGCGUGAGCUCCACACAUGCCACCCCUCCUGUGGAGACAUCGGCAGCUCCCCAGCAGCAAGGCUUCCAGGCCAAGGAGCCCGGGCGCAAGCUUCACACAGCGACUCCUGCUUCAGCUCAGGCCCUGCCGAACCUGGGGGAAAACAAAAAGCAGCCCACCCCGGCCAUGGAGGCGAAAGUGCAGGUGAAGCAGUCCAAACACGUCAGGGAUGUUGUUUGGGAUGAGCAGGGCAUGACGUGGGAGGUUUACGGUGCUUCUCUUGAUCCGGAAUCCCUGGGAAUUGCCAUCCAGAACCACUUACAGAGACAAAUACGGGAACACGAGAAACUGAUCCGGGCUCAGAACAGUCAGACCCGGAAAUCCAUUUCCUCGGAUACAUCCUCAAAUAAAAAACUGAAAGGGAGGCAGCACAACGUGUUCCAGUCCAUGCUGCAGAAUUUUAGGCGUCCUAAUUGCUGCGUCCGACCUGCUCCCUCGUCUGUGUUAGACUGAUGUGGCUUGCGGGGGUGCGUAGAUGUCUGUGGUGGUAGCGAGAAUCCCUCCCCUCAAGUCUCAAGUCCUGCUGUCCAGUUGUGUUAUUGGGGUUAUGAUGCAGCAACAGUGGAAAAUUAUUCCCCUUUGUUUUCUGAGUAGCCACAUGCUCCGUCAUGCCAUUAUUAUUGCCACAGCUGGUGUAUUGCCACAUUGUGCCCCAUCCCGACUACUGUCAGAUGAAAAGCUAGGUACUUAGUAAAAGCACAAAUUUAAAUUGCCACCUUGCUGCAGGGAGAGCAGCACCUUCUGAAAAAGCAAGAAGCAGAGGGAUUGUCAGAAUUAUUACGGGAAAUUACUUGUGUGCAUCACGAGGUCUUACACAAAGGGUUGGGCUGUGGGAAGCUGGGUGAGGUGACACUGAGGUUCAGCAGCUGUAAAGACCUAACGCAAAACAACCUUCCUGGUGUGUGAGACGCCCAUGCUGGGGCAAGUCCACAAAAAGGCGAUGGACAUGGUCCCACUCCUGUUGAUGCCAUGGGGCACUGUUCUCAUGUGAGCCCCAGAGAGCCAGGUCUUCCCCUCCCAUGGACACGGAGGACCAGGCAAAGAGGGAGGAUCAAGGCUGAAGGAUUAUCUCUUUGGGAGAAGUUAAGUCAAUGGGAUUUUGCUGGCUAGAAGGGGAGGUGAGAGGGAUCUGUUCUGCAGGCUUUUUCUGUCCUGCGUCAGCCACGCAGAGCAUAAGCAGGCGACGCACCCAGGGCAGGCGAGGCACGAGGGAGCACAUCGGUAGAUGUACCCGCGUCCAGGGGGACGGUGCCCUUAGUUGCACCGGGGUGCUCCAGCCAAGUCUUUCCAAAGCAGCAGGCCGUUCUGGCUCCUCAGCUGGGGUGGGCAGCCCCUGCUUCCAGCCUCCCGUGGUGCUGAGCACCUCUGCUCUCAAUCACUCUUUAAAGUGGUAUGGAUCUUUUUUUCUCUCUCCAGGGAUGCACAACAACGUUUUCCUGUAGGAGCCAGCCAUCCCCUGCAUCUGGGUCCAUGAGCCCACGUCUAGUGUGUUACACUGAUUUUUUUUCUUUUUAGGUCCUUAGCCAACUCCACUUUUUUUUUUUGCAGUAUUUUGGUGCUUUUCUUGCUGCCUUUCAUAAACCAAAUACCAUUUAUUUAGCCUGUGCGUAUUUUGUUUUACCUAAUGCUCUCUAUAUUAUAAACCAUUAUAUUGUUAACUUGAAACAUUUACUUUACAGAAGUACUGAUGUCUUGAGACAAUCUUUGCUGUAUUUCUAAUGUUAGAAAAGGUGUAGAAACUGCUAAUAAAAGGUAGCUUAGUCACUGUUUCUCCAGAAUUGUGCUAUACAAUAACGCCUCAAAUGUAUGUUGGUCACAUUUCUCACCUUAAUAAUGUUUUUCAACCUGGGAAAUGUGUUUCCCACUAGCUUUUUAUUCUGUCCACUAGAGCUCAUGAUGGGAGGCUGGGGAGCUCCUGCAGUUUGUAGAAAAUUUAGUUUUCAAUCCUGCAAAGCAGUGAGGAUUUGGAUAUUGUAAUCCUGCAGAGUACUAGAGUUAAAAAUAGGGGUUAUUUUUAUUCCAUUAAAGAUUUUUCAUGAAUCAUGACGAUAAUUUAUUUCUGUCUCUAGUACCACGCAUCUGACUUACUCUGUAGAUCUUACCCUUGCAACUUACUCUGUAAAUCUUACAGGUUUACACAGUGUAAAUGAGUAUUGAAUUUAUUUUUUUUUUAUUUUUUUAUUUUUGUCUGAAGCAGACCUGAGGUGGUCCCCUUUUAUUUAGGAAUUUUUUUAGUAUAUCAACUGCCAAGCCUUCAAAGCAGCUGUUAUGGGGAAUUUUUUCCCCCGCAGAGAGGUAAAAUACUGUAAGAUACAAUAAUUUGAUCAGUGAAAGGUGUUGCCCCUAAGUAUAGUACUGAAUUUACUCCUGGUUUUCCUCUGGUAUAUGCUUAGGGAGUUCAUGGCACGUCCUUGCUCCAUUUCUGUAUGUUGUGUCAAGUCCUGUCCCACUUGAUGCUGAAUUGCUAAUUCUGAAGUGCCACAUUAGAGUGUGUCUUCCCACCUCUGCCUACUGGGAGGAAACUCUCCUACCUUUUUUCUGUUAAUACUAUUUUUUCCAUCCCAUUCCUAGCAGUGGCAGAGAUGUGAGUUUCAUGUGAAAUUUUGUGUGGGAUCAAUAUUGGCAGUAUCAUUAGGUGAGGUUAGUUGACAAGUUUGGUGUCUCUUCCCACGUUGUGUCCAUGUCAGCCCUGAAGAGGUUCCCUGAGUUGUCUGCAGUGUUUGCUGUGUCCUGUCCAGGUCCAAAGCUUUGCAUUGCUCCUUUUGCCUCCCUUCUGCCCCCUCCCUCGCCAGCUGCUGCCCAGCCUGUCUUCCCGUGAAACAGUGGCUCUUGGCUCAGCUCGCGUCCUCCUUUCCCGUGUCCCCCUCACUGUAGCGUUGUGAGCCAGCUUACUCUGAACUGUCCCCUUACAAAUACGCUCAGUCUGAAUAUAUAAAUGCAUUGUUAUAUUUUUUGCCAGAGGAGAAUAAAUGGCUAUUGCACAUUCACCACUUUCCAUGAACUUUAUCCUUUAGCUUAAGCUCUCCAAAAUAUUUCUGGCUUAUGGGUAUGAGUUGCUUUAUUGAGAUCAAACUGGGCUUGGCACUGAGUGAGCAGGGGGCUGGGCCAGCACGGGAAUUAACUCUUCUUCAUGAGGGAUGGGAGAUCUCUUCUGGUUCCCUGCAGCUGCUUCCAGCUGUGAGUCUUCACCAGCCAGUCCACCUGCACCUCCCGCCCCACCCCGAACGAUUACCUUUCUUCCAGGAAGAUUUCAUCAAUACAUACAUACCACAAAACACCGAUGGGCAAGUUAUGAAGUGGAUGCAUCUGAACAACAGCAUGAGCAUACUUGGGAAAACUGUACUGGUCAGCAGAGCACUGUGCUUCUGUAUUCCAGGAAAAUAGGAGUGCAAAGACAAACCACAAAACGUCGGUGAUGCUGCCUGGUGGGCCCAGAAGGCCUGCAGGCAUGUGUUUGAAGCCAAGCAAUAACGUGCCAAAAACCAACACACAAAAAUGAGUCGAUAAUCACCAGCGCAUCUCAUGGAAAAUAUUUUAGAUUUUCACUUUGUCUUGCUAGGGCAGACUGUAGGCAACCUGCUGGUUUAAUACUGAUAAUUUAUGCUUUCUCCUGUGUGCAAUGUCUAGAUGACAAUGUGUAUCCUUGUAGGGAUGAUGCAUCUUUCACCAGCAGCAAAACAGAACAAUGUUUUGGGUAGCAAUUAGCAAAUAUUAUGCAUGUGAGCGGUCUUGUAGCAGCCAAGAAGGACUGUUCUUGGUGUCACAUCAGUAUUGAAAAUGAAAGUGUGCUUGGAGUAACGGUAUAGCAGGGGGUAGGGAGAGGUGAUGUGUGUGCCACCACCCUGCUCUUUUUCUCUCUGUGACUCAGAAUCACAUUGCAUUGGUUGGAUGGUUAGCAACCAAAGGAAAUCAAUUUGGGCUAGUAAAAAGAAGGUUGAAAACAGAAAGUAUUUUUCAUUCCCAAGAGUAAAAUCUGUAUGAAAAAAAGACCUGUGUUGCAGCCCAGCCAGUUGAAAUAACUCUUCAGUUUGGUUUGUUGCAAGAUCAGAAAUGUUGGGAAACAAGCUAAUUGUCAGGAAAUUCUUCUCUGUUGGCUGCAUCUUCUGGGAAUGUUAACAUGGACAGAACCAUUAAUAAAAGCAGUGAAUGAGAAUGAAAGAGUUACUUCUGGUUUCACUUCAGGAGUUUUCCACUAGGCAAGAUGAGAUAAGCACGUUUCAAUGUUGCCAAUACAAAACCUGUGUUGAAGCAGAAUCUCAUUGCAGGCAAUUUGCGAUGUAGUCCUGGAUUCAUGUGAGGUUGUGACCUCCACUACUGUCUCUGUGCACUCGGUUGGUACCUGCCAGCUUUGCGUUGCCUUGGGCACAAGUGCUGAAAGUCCUGUCUCAUUUCUGCUGACUUAGUUUGGAAAAAAAGAGUGGGGAAAGAGCUGGAGUGACAAGGAGGACAAUAUCUCCCUUUUCCAUUUCAGAGGAAGAAAACCUUCUUUUGAGUAUGCAAGAGGGAACUGCUGAGAAACAUGGAGAGAGAGGGACUGAAAUGAAGUAAAAUGAAGUUGAUGUAGGUACUUCACAAGGAAUUCCUGUUCCUACGUCUAUAAAGCCAAUGUUUUUCUUAAGUUUCACCCAUUUGUUCAUUCUGAGCUCACAGAUGUUUUCAUAUCGUUGGUGUCCCGUGACUUUUAGGAAAAUGAACAUUUCCAAAAGCUUUCUAUUUUGCUAGUAUGUAUAGAUAUAUCUAAAUGCAUUUCCACAAAACCACUAGGCAAACAACCUCAGUUUAUUACCGCUACUACCAUGUAAAAGCUUGUAAAAUGGACCCUUUGGAGAAGCAUCUUCAAAGGGUUCAGAAAAGGUGAAUAAACGCUCUAAAGAUA
This is a messenger RNA of Falco peregrinus (peregrine falcon), 7721 nucleotides long. It is a transcript of the gene GPRIN3, whose product is annotated as GPRIN family member 3. Lineage: Eukaryota; Metazoa; Chordata; Aves; Falconiformes; Falconidae. Gene Ontology annotation, cellular component: plasma membrane. The transcript has 5 exons. Bases 884 to 3298 code for a protein of 804 amino acids. Gene Ontology annotation, biological process: neuron projection development. The record is from RefSeq and is a predicted model, not a curated record.